AAAGUCUUUGAGGACAAGUCGUCCAUCAUGGACCACAUCCUGACCUACCUCGACAACGAACCCCCCAUAAAGCGGCUCGCCAUCGGCACGUCCACGCAGGUGCCCCCGACCACCCAGACCUUCACCGAGAACCCGGAUUUCGUCCGCAUACUGAACCAGGUGGUGGAGGAUCACGGUCACGAGGACGAGGACGUGACCAACCAGGCCCGCGCCCUCGCCGGCAUGGGCAGCCACAACCUCGGCUCGGGAGCAGGCUUUCUCUCCGGCGGCCAGUCCCAGCGGAAGCGGAGGGGUUCGUCUGCCAGGCAGGGCGGCGCGGGCGGUGCCGGUGGCCAGGGCGGGGCCGGAGGAGGCGGCAUCGGAGGGUGGGUUCACCUGAGCGACCGCCGGAACCCGCCUGACUUUGGGAGGAUAGCCUUCCCGGAGGAUAUCCUCGCCAGCGUCCAGGUUGAUGGGUCUGGCCGGGUGGUCGGGAAGGCACAGCCGAGCGGGACUUACAGGAUUCUCACGAACCAGGGAAUACUUGGACUCAGUCCGUUUCUUCGGAAGAAGCUGGUUGAGAGGCUACAGCAGGAAGCGGCCAAGGAGUGA
Molecule: messenger RNA, 591 nt
Organism: Geosmithia morbida
Lineage: Eukaryota; Fungi; Ascomycota; Sordariomycetes; Hypocreales; Bionectriaceae
Exons: 2
Source: RefSeq, a predicted model, not a curated record